Molecule: messenger RNA, 1035 nt
Organism: Boleophthalmus pectinirostris (great blue-spotted mudskipper)
Lineage: Eukaryota; Metazoa; Chordata; Actinopteri; Gobiiformes; Gobiidae
Product: cyclic AMP-dependent transcription factor ATF-3
Exons: 4
Coding region: 158-865 (235 amino acids)
Biological process (GO): regulation of transcription by RNA polymerase II
Cellular component (GO): nucleus
Molecular function (GO): DNA-binding transcription factor activity, RNA polymerase II-specific; RNA polymerase II cis-regulatory region sequence-specific DNA binding
Source: RefSeq, a predicted model, not a curated record
UCUUAUAAAAGGACAGUGAUGCAACGUGCCGGUUACACACGCAACUUUACCUACCGGAGCAAGGAGAGCGCGAAAACUGCCCAAACCCGCGCCAGAUACAGCGGCUUUUAAUCUUUUAUUCAUUCUUCUGAAUCCAAAUACAAGCACUUUGAACAGAAUGAUGUUGCAGCACCCGGGACCCUCCCUGGCAGACAUCAGCUGCUCGGCCCUGGUGCCCUGCCUGUCCCCGCCCGGCUCCCUCACCCUGGACGACUUCUCUGGGUUCAGUCCUCUGGUGAAGGAGGAGCUGCGUCUCACCAUCCAGAGCAAGAGGCUGUCGAGCGGCCUGAGCGCGGACGCCAGCUCCGACGGCGCCUCGUCCAGCAGCGAGCGGGCCAGCGAGCAUCAGCAGAACAGACCCAUGGGGUACAAGAGAGAGUUCACCCCAGAGGAGGUGGAGAGGAGGAAGAGACGAAGAGAGAGAAACAAGAUCGCUGCAGCCAAAUGUCGCAACAAGAAAAAGGAGAAGACCGAGACGCUACAGAAGGAGUCUGAGAAGUUGGAGACGGUGAACGCAGACUUGAAAGCUCAGAUCGAGGAGUUGAAGCAGCAGAAGCAGCAGUUGGUGUACAUGCUGAACCUCCACCGGCCCACCUGCAUCGUCCGGGCACAAAACGGCCACACGCCGGAAGACGAACGCAACCUCUUCAUCCAACACAUCAAGGAGAGCGCCUUACAACUGCACAACCUCACCUCCAGCAUCUCCUCCACCGCUAACACUUCAAAUACUUUCAAUACUACUACUACUACUACUUCUACUUCUACUACCACUAUAGACGCCGAACUGCUGUCACUAGACCACGUGCACUGCGCCGGGCACCUAUGAACUAAUAAAAACUGUAAAAGACUCUUUCACAGAUUGUUGUCGACAUGAAGCUGCUAAAACAAGAGUGACACCUGCCAAUCUUCAGUAUGUCCCGCCCACGCCCUCAAACCAAAGCUGCUGAUUGGACGAAACGUGAUACUGUUGAAUACACUGCAAAAAAGAAAAAAAGA